CAUCUCUUCCAUCUUUGCUUCUCUCUGAACUCGAGCAAACACACACGGAGAGUCGCUAAUAAAAUCAAUGGAGGUCGCCACCGCCACCGCAACGGCGUCAACUGUAGCUCUCCACGGGCGCAUGUUAGCAUCAUCAGCGCCAACCUCUUCAUCACGAACUUCAAGCUCAAACCGAACUCUCGCUUUCUCCUCUUCUUCUCUUAGAACUACUUCCUCACUAUCAACGACUUUUCUCUCUCCAUUCGCCUCCGGCGGAAGUGUCAUUGGAGAUUUCUCUGGCAUUAAACUUCGACCUGAAUGUCUCAAUCCGGCGUCAAUUUCGAAUUCCAAAGGCAAAAGAAGUGUCGUCACCAUGGUUAUUCCGUAUACUAGAGGAAGUGCGUGGGAGCAACCGCCUCCUGACCUAGCAUCUUACCUGUUCAAGAAUCGUAUUGUUUACUUAGGCAUGUCGCUUGUUCCGUCUGUGACGGAGUUAAUACUUGCGGAAUUUCUUUACCUCCAGUAUGAGGAUGAAGAGAAACCUAUCUACCUAUACAUCAACUCCACAGGAACUACCAAGGGAGGUGAAAAGCUGAGUUAUGAGACUGAGGCUUUCGCAAUCCAUGAUGUUAUGGGGUAUGUCAAACCGCCUAUAUUUACUCUCUGUGUUGGUAAUGCUUGGGGGGAAGCAGCAUUACUUUUGGCAGCUGGUUCAAAGGGGAACAGGUCUGCUUUGCCUUCGUCAACUAUCAUGAUAAAGCAGCCAAUAGGAAGAUUUCAAGGUCAAGCAACAGAUGUUGAACUAGCAAGAAAAGAAAUAAGGAACGUGAAAGCAGAAUUGGUCAAUCUCAUGGCAAAGUAUAUUGGAAAAUCAACUGAGCAGAUUGAAGCGGACAUCAGCCGUCCAAAAUAUUUUACUCCAGCUGAGGCAGUUGAAUAUGGCAUCAUUGACAAGGUAAUAUACAAUGAAAGAGGCACGGAAGACCGUGGAGUUGUUUCUGACCUUAAAAAGGCUCAGCUUAUAUGAUCUUAGAGGAAUUUUAAUUGGUGAUUGUUGAAAGGAAUGUGAAUUUUAGGUUAUGCUGUUAACUUGCAUUUGGCUGGAACAAAAUAGACUGAAGAGUAGAUAAAGCAGAAUGAUCUUCGGAUUAGGAGCAAGGUCAAGGCGACGAGAACACAGAAGCUUUUAGCUACGGACUAUAGUGUUAUUGAUUUAAUGUGCACAUAAUAAGCUUGAUUUGUAACAUAAUGUAUUUGCAGAAAUAUGUAUGCGCCUAUGCUUCUUUGCUUGCCAUUUCUUUUUCAUGUGACUGCUUUAAAUGAAACUGAGCAAUCAGAUCUAAAGUGAAUUUGUAUA
Molecule: messenger RNA, 1336 nt
Organism: Mercurialis annua (annual mercury)
Lineage: Eukaryota; Viridiplantae; Streptophyta; Magnoliopsida; Malpighiales; Euphorbiaceae
Product: ATP-dependent Clp protease proteolytic subunit-related protein 4, chloroplastic
Exons: 8
Coding region: 68-1006 (312 amino acids)
Biological process (GO): protein quality control for misfolded or incompletely synthesized proteins
Cellular component (GO): endopeptidase Clp complex
Molecular function (GO): ATPase binding; ATP-dependent peptidase activity; serine-type endopeptidase activity
Source: RefSeq, a predicted model, not a curated record